Messenger RNA from Rangifer tarandus platyrhynchus (Svalbard reindeer), 666 nucleotides. NCBI's taxonomy places the organism in Eukaryota, Metazoa, Chordata, Mammalia, Artiodactyla, Cervidae. The record is from the annotation of a GenBank genome assembly.
AUGUCAUUACAAGGUUUGAAUAUAAUUGCAACCUCAGUGUCCCUGAGUGUGUGUCCUCAGAACUUGCCUAGACCUCCCUCCAGGCAGCCCUGCAGAGCCCCCAGCGUCCCUGUGGCCCUUCUCAUCUCUGUACUGGCCCUGGGGAUGCUCUGCUCCAGCCCCGCGUGGACCCUGGGCUGCGAGCUGCCUGCUAGCCGCGGCAAUCUGGAAAGCUUCGCACGUUGGAGUCAGAUGGAGAGAGUGUGCAUCGUGUCCUGUCUGAGGGACAGGACUGACUUCAGGUUUCCUCAGACCCUGGUGGACGGGACCAGGCUUGAGAAGACAGAAGCCACAGCUGCUGUGAAUGAGUUGCUCCAGCUGACCUUCCAGCUCUUCAGCACCACAGGCUCUUCUAUGGGUCGGGAGGAGAGCCUCCUGGACAGAUUCCUCGUGGGACUUGAUCAGCAGCUGGAGGAGCUGGACACGUGUCUGAGGGAGGGAAGGAUGAUGGAACAGUCACCUCUAGGGAGUGAGAACUCCAGAUUGGCUGUGAAGAGUUACUUCCAGCGAAUUAGUCUGUACCUCAAAGAGAAAGAAUACAGCCGCUGUGCCUGGGAGGUUGUCAGCAUGGAAAUCAGAAGGUGCUUGGUUUUCGCCAACAAGCUCAUCGGAAAACUGAGGAAAUAA